AUGGCGCCGGCAGAUACUCUGUCGCCGCCAGGCUCGGCGUCCUACUCCUCGGACACCAUGAAUGUUGGUGAUGGAACAUGGGACUUUACCAAGAACACUUUCCUACUACCCAACCUGGUGGGCCUCAAUUUUGAGACUAUGCGAUACAAUGGCAUGGGCAAUCGAUUUGCAACACUCACCCAGUAUCACAGCCUGGUCAAGGCGCACGGUGUCAUUGCCGUCAUCACAUUCCUCUUCAUUGUACCCAUAGCCAUCAUGAUGGCCCGUUUCUACAGGAGGCGGCCCGGGUUUGCCAUACGAUAUCAUGCCUACCUCCAAAUUCUAGCAGUCGGUUUAUCGACUGUUGUUUUCGUGCUCGGCUUCUUUGCUGUCGGCCCAAAACGAAGUCUGAGCAAUCCUCAUCACGGAAUUGGCGUCGCAAUUUACACGUUGAUCCUUCUGCAGGUCGUAGGUGGACGUUUGGUGAAGAACAUCAGGGGCCGUUCGUUGAGAGUGAUGAUCCACCAAUGGUCUGGACGAGCCAUCGCCAUCCUAGGUAUCGUUCAGGUGCCUCUUGGUCUAGCUCUUUAUGGCUCUCCAAAGUUCACCUUUAUUCUCUUCGCCCUCUGGAUGGCGUUCCUCGUGCUCCUCUACUUCAUAUUAGACUACCGCGCGUGGGACAGACCCGACUAUGUCAUUCGCGGUGGAAGAUCAGAGGCUGGGCGCACCGAAUACACGGAGCGUACUGAGCGCAAGUCGGGAGGUGGCAUGAUGCGCUGGUUGGGAACAGGAGCCAAAGUCGAUCUAGAGCACUGUCUCGUCAUCGAAGCCGAAGCCGCGGGCCUGAGGUGA
Messenger RNA from Phaeoacremonium minimum UCRPA7, 831 nucleotides. Its product is annotated as putative cytochrome b561 ferric reductase transmembrane protein. Bases 1 to 831 code for a protein of 276 amino acids. NCBI's taxonomy places the organism in Eukaryota, Fungi, Ascomycota, Sordariomycetes, Togniniales, Togniniaceae. The transcript is spliced from 3 exons. Gene Ontology annotation, molecular function: transmembrane monodehydroascorbate reductase activity. The record is from RefSeq and is a predicted model, not a curated record.